Messenger RNA from Dufourea novaeangliae, 1284 nucleotides. RefSeq lists its product as uncharacterized. Lineage: Eukaryota; Metazoa; Arthropoda; Insecta; Hymenoptera; Halictidae. The record is from RefSeq and is a predicted model, not a curated record. The transcript has 4 exons. The coding region runs from base 1 to 1263 and encodes 420 amino acids.
AUGACUAAAGAUUAUGGAAAAUUAAAGGACGUAAGUGAACAUUUCACUGAAAACAAAUUACAAGAAAUAUUGCUUGAUGUGCAUAAAGGACAGAAGGCAAAUGUUUUAAAUUGGUAUUUUAAUGAAGCAAGUGCCAAAGGUGACAAUUAUUUGUCAACUGUUAAUAAAAUUAAGAUUGUUGGCAAUGUUGAUGGUAAAGAAGUACAAGUUAGUUUGGUGGUCAAAUCUCUACCAAACAAUAUAGGUAGGAGAAACACAUACAGAAGUGUCGAAUUCUUCCGAAAUGAGAUUCUUUUUUAUACAAAAGUGGUUCCAAAAUUUCAAGAAUUUUUAGAAAGUAAAGGACAUACUGAAGUAUUAUGUAUACCACAUCACUUAGCUUCUGUUAUGGAUGGCAUAAAUGAUUAUAUAGCACUGGAAGAUGUUACUCCUUUAGGAUAUAGACCAAUAUGUAGACAGAAUUGUAUAAAUGCAAACCAAUGUGCAAUGAUUUUAAGAACUGUAGCAAGAUUUCAUGCAAUUUCUUUUGCUUACAAGGACCAGAAAACUGAAGACUUUAAAGAAAUUUCGGAAAACGUGAAUGAAACAUAUUUAAGUGAUGAUCACUGGAAUUGGUACAAAAGAUUUCAUCAAAGAGUAAUAAAUAUCGCUAAAAAUGCAUUAGCUAUGGAAUACCCUGGGAGUAAGGCAGAAAAACGAUUUAAUUCUUAUGAAUUUGGGGUUCUGUAUCAAAAAGUUUCUGAAUUUUGUAAUCGUAAAUAUCAUCCAACAUCCAUUAUAACUCAAGGUGAUUCCUGGGUUCCAAACUUUUUGACUAAAGAUACAGAUGGAACUGAAGCUUUAAUGCUUGAUUUCCAAUUAGCAAGAUGUUCCAGUCCAGUCUUAGAUAUAUCAAUGUGUAUUUAUGGUUGCACAGAAAAAAGCCUUUGGGAUGAACAUUUUGAUAAAUUGUUAAAACUUUAUUAUGAUGAACUUUCGAAAACCAUUAGUUUGCUCGGAUCGAAUCCCGAAAAUCUGUAUCCAUGGAGUACAUUUAUGAAAGAGGUAAAAGAACAGUUUAUAUUCGGUGUAGUGUUGGCACUGGAAAUGAUUCCAUUCAGUCUGUUAGACGAAUCUGAGUCAUUUGAUUUAGAUGCUAUUAUAAAAAAUGACCAGGCAGUUGAUGUUGAUGAUGUAUGGACAGUAUCAAAUAUUAAAACACAAAAUGGGAGACUUAGACUAGCCAAUGUAAUUGCUCACGCAGUUGAAAAUGGAUUUUUAUGAACCUAAAAGUUUAAGUAUUAA